Aureobasidium musti is the source of this 714-nucleotide messenger RNA. Lineage: Eukaryota; Fungi; Ascomycota; Dothideomycetes; Dothideales; Saccotheciaceae. The record is from the annotation of a GenBank genome assembly.
AUGCCUCCUAAGGACAAGUAUACCGACCCUGAGCUUCGCGAUGAAGUCAAGGAAGAAAUCCACAACAGCGACAAGGGCGGCGCACCAGGCCAAUGGUCAGCUCGCAAGGCUCAAAUGAUGGCCUCCGAAUACAAGAAGCGCGGCGGUGGUGCAAAGGAGAGCAGAAAGCAAGCCAAUGAAGAAGAAGACGACAAGUACGAGAAGAAAAAGGCAGAAGAGAAGAAAGAGGAUGGUGAAGAGGAAGAAGCCCAGGCUGGUGACAAGCGCACUCGUUCUGACAAGUCUGCCUCGCCCUCAAAGAAGCAGAAGCAGAACGACGGUGCCGCCAAAGAAACUUCUUCGCCCUCAAAGUCAAAGUCAAAUGACAACAGCACCAAGAAGGAGGACAACAAGGACGACUCCAAAGACGAUACCAAAGAGGACGACUCCAAAUCCACCUCAAACUCCAAAUCCUCAAACAACAACUCCUCCACAUCCGACGACUCACACGGCAAACCAGCAUCCAAAGACCGCCUGCCCNAAAAGGACCAAGAAGUCUACUGGAAGACACUAGGCAACUGGACAAAAGGCACUGUUGUCGAGGUCGCCUACGAGGAAAAGGAAGUCGAUGGCAAGAAAGUCAAGGCAUCCGAGGAGGAUCCCAGAAUCGUGCUCAAGAGCGAGUCUUCGGGUAAGGUUGCUGUUCACAAGCCUGAUGCUGUGUUCUUCGAGUAG